Fusarium verticillioides 7600 is the source of this 912-nucleotide messenger RNA. RefSeq lists its product as hypothetical. The record is from RefSeq and is a predicted model, not a curated record. NCBI's taxonomy places the organism in Eukaryota, Fungi, Ascomycota, Sordariomycetes, Hypocreales, Nectriaceae. The coding region runs from base 1 to 912 and encodes 303 amino acids. The transcript has 3 exons.
AUGGCUGCUGUCUAUUACGCGCUGAAUGGCCGUGGCUUGACAGGCUCCCCUCCUGACCCCGCAAUCACAGAGCCACCAGAAGCCUACAACAGAGACAUCUUCAAGCGUCAGAAUGCAGGCACUUAUGAUAUUUGGAGCUACUAUUCUCUCCCUGGGCAGUUCUGGAUCGCGAACUUUUGCUAUUACUCUGAUGUGCCAAUGACCUGUGCGACCAGCUGUAGUCACAUUGGAUGCGAUGGAUACAUCAAGACGAGAUGCUUUACUGCAUUGACUUGCACCUCGAUAUCAUCACAUGACCUAUGCUGCUCUUCGGGAUGUGUCACUGUGCUUUCGACUGAUAGUGGCGGUGAAGAGUUCACCCUCUAUCCGUUGUGUGUGACGAAGGAUAUGGAGAUGACCAUUUACAAAGCUCUGAAGGGCGUCUCGGCCAGCAUGGAAACGUCAAUCGAGUCUACUUCCGAGCCUACAAGUUCAGACGGCGAGUUGACUACAAAGACAGGAACGACAUCAGAGAGCAACACCCAAGAGACUACCUCACCUGCUGAAUCGUCUUCAAACUCUUCUGCGCCUGUAGGAGCUAUUGUCGGCGGCGUUCUUGGGGGGCUUGCCAUACUCGCCUUGAUUGGCUUUGGUCUCUGGUUCAUACGCCACAAAAAGCGUCAAGCAGGUAAUGGAUCCCAGGUGGUCGCAACAAUCGAUCAGCCUCCAGUAGCCCCUUAUCGCCCACAACAGUCUGCCACCCACUCCCGAGGUGAGGUGACUAUCAGCCUCUGGCGUCAGGUCUUGCGCCUGAGCCAAAGGCGUACUCGCCUUCUUCUAACAUGCGGCAUCCGGCCUUCAAUGAAGUCCAACCGUUCCAUCAUGAUAGUACUAGCCCAGCUGGAUAUCGCUGAGAUUGGAAAGAAAGGGUAG